CUGUGCUGAGGCCGCGGUCCUUUCCCUUCCUUUUCCGCCGCCGGCGCCUCCUUCUCCGCUCCCGGUUCCGCGUGCCAUGGCGCUCUUCGAGCAGAUGCGGGCGAACGUGGGGAAGCUGCUGAAGGGCAUCGACAGGUACAACCCGGAGAAUCUGGCCACGCUAGAGCGCUACGUGGAGACACAAGCCAAGGAGAAUGCCUACGACCUGGAGGCCAACCUGGCUGUGCUCAAACUGUAUCAGUUUAACCCUGCCUUCUUCCAAACCACAGUCACUGCCCAGAUCCUCCUGAAAGCUCUGACCAACCUGCCCCACACAGAUUUCACACUCUGCAAGUGCAUGAUUGACCAGGCUCAUCAAGAGGAGAGACCCAUCCGUCAGAUCUUAUACCUGGGUGAGCUGCUAGAGACCUGCCACUUCCAGGCUUUCUGGCAAGCCUUAGAUGAGAACAUGGAUCUCCUGGAUGGGAUCACUGGCUUUGAGGACUCUGUUAGGAAAUUUAUCUGUCACGUGGUGGGGAUCACGUACCAGCACAUUGACCGCUGGCUCCUGGCUAAGAUGCUGGGCGACCUCACAGACAACCAGCUGAAGUCUUGGAUGAGCAAAUACGGCUGGACAGAGACGGAGCCUGGGACGAUCUUCAUCUGCAACCAGGAGGAGAGCAUCAAGCCCAAGAACAUUGUGGAGAAGAUAGACUUUGACAGUGUCUCCAGCAUCAUGGCUUCUUCACAGUGAAGGAGGCCUCUUCCAGCAGCUCUCCUGUUUCCUGUUGCGUAUUUAAUUUUAACAAAGACCGUUGUAAAAAAGACCGUGGCCAAUAAAUGAUUCUGUCCAA
Messenger RNA from Podarcis raffonei (Aeolian wall lizard), 833 nucleotides. RefSeq names its product eukaryotic translation initiation factor 3 subunit K (gene EIF3K). Gene Ontology annotation, biological process: regulation of translational initiation. The transcript has 8 exons. The record is from RefSeq and is a predicted model, not a curated record. The coding region runs from base 77 to 733 and encodes 218 amino acids. Gene Ontology annotation, molecular function: translation initiation factor activity; ribosome binding. Gene Ontology annotation, cellular component: eukaryotic translation initiation factor 3 complex; cytoplasm. Lineage: Eukaryota; Metazoa; Chordata; Lepidosauria; Squamata; Lacertidae.